CCCAUUCAAAGGAAGCACUCUCACCUUUUACUAAUUUGUUUUUUCAGUCAUUUUCAUUUACCAACAAUGCCCAGCACAAGAUGAGAUGAUAUCCAGUCCUUCCAUGAAAAAACUCCUCAAAACUCCUAAUCUUGAUCAGAAAGAGAGAGAAGAGCACAAAAAAGAGACAUGGGUUUUCUUCCAAAAUUAGCAACAACCAUGAUUGGGUUAUGUGGGUUGUUCAGUCUGGUUUCAAGUGAUCCAAACACGAGAGUGAAAACAGUUCUGUGCAAUUCAGGUGAGUACUCAAAGGGUGAUCCUUUUGGCAUCAGUUUGGACUAUGUUCUUGCAGAUUUUGAGGCUUCUACACCCACAGACAAGGACUACGAUUACCGCAACAUCUCUCCUUAUCCAAAUUCUUAUGCAUAUGGUCAUGCUGCUUGCAACAAGAAUCUUACAACUUCAGACUGCUUGACAUGUCUUGGUGCUGCUAAGACGGCCAUGUUUGGUGCUUGUCAGAGUCGGAUUGGGGCUCGUUCGGUGCUCAUUGAUUGUACAAUUAGGUAUGAGCAAUACCCAUUUGAUGAUUGAUUUGUUUGGGUAUAUCUAUCAAUUGCUAAGAAUUUGCACUUUCUGCUAUGAGGGAUGGACUGAUGAUGUAAACCCAUAAAUCAAUUCAUCCUUGUUGCUUUGAUUACUUUGGCUUUUCUUUGUCCAUCUUUGGUCUCUUCAUCAAGCAGUGAAUGAAAGAACUGUGUUUUGUCUCCA
This is a messenger RNA of Tripterygium wilfordii, 747 nucleotides long. Its product is annotated as antifungal protein ginkbilobin-like protein. The transcript has a single exon. The record is from RefSeq and is a predicted model, not a curated record. NCBI's taxonomy places the organism in Eukaryota, Viridiplantae, Streptophyta, Magnoliopsida, Celastrales, Celastraceae. The coding region runs from base 169 to 570 and encodes 133 amino acids. Gene Ontology annotation, cellular component: plasmodesma.